CAAUUCAACGAAAUACUCUUUAUUCGAACGACAACGGGAUCUCUUGUUCAGUAGAUCACCAGCCUUACUCCGACGUUUAUUACGAAUUUUCUCGGUGACUCGGUGACAACUACAAAACUGCGUGCGGUGCUGUAGAGAUUUUCGCUUGAGAGGAAACACAAAUCAUAAUACUAGAAACGCGAACCGAUCGCAACAUUAAUUUAGAGAAACAGAAUCGAAAAUCUGACCUAGCAAACAUGUCGUCAUCGCAGGCUGUCCGCUCCUCGAAAUACUCCUACCGGGCCACGUCCACCGGACCCGGUGCCGCCGAUGUGAACAUCGAGUACAUCCAGGACCUGAGCUCGCUCUCCCGCUUGGAGGACAAGAUCCGUUUGCUCCAAGAUGAUCUUGAAGUUGAACGUGAGUUGCGUCAAAGGAUCGAGCGCGAGAAAGCCGAUCUCAGCGUUCAGGUCAUUCAGAUGUCCGAGCGUCUCGAGGAGGCCGAGGGUGGUGCUGAACAUCAAUUUGAAGCCAACCGCAAGCGCGACGCUGAGCUGCUGAAGCUGCGCAAGAUGCUUGAGGAUGUUCAUCUUGAGUCGGAGGAGACCACUUUGCUUUUGAAGAAAAAGCACAACGAAAUUAUCACGGAUUUCCAGGAACAGGUUGAAAUCCUAACGAAAAACAAGGCCAGAGCCGAGAAGGACAAGGCCAAAUUCCAGACCGAAGUCUACGAGCUGCUCUCCCAGAUCGAGUCCUACAACAAGGAGAAGAUCGUGUCGGAGAAGCACAUCUCCAAGCUGGAGGUCUCGAUCACCGAGCUGAACGUGAAGAUCGAGGAGCUUAACCGCACCGUGAUCGACAUUAGCUCCCACCGAUCCCGCCUCUCGCAGGAGAACAUUGAGCUGACCAAGGACGUCCAAGAUCUGAAGGUCCAGCUGGACACGGUCUCGUUCUCCAAGAGCCAGGUCAUCUCCCAGCUGGAGGACGCCCGCCGUCGCUUGGAGGACGAGGACCGUCGUCGCUCGCUGCUCGAAUCCUCUCUGCAUCAGGUUGAGAUCGAAUUGGACUCGGUUCGCAAUCAACUCGAGGAGGAGUCCGAGGCCCGCAUCGACUUGGAACGUCAGUUGGUCAAGGCCAAUGCCGAUGCCACCUCCUGGCAGAACAAGUGGAACUCCGAGGUGGCUGCCCGCGCCGAGGAGGUCGAGGAGAUCCGUCGCAAGUACCAGGUGCGCAUCACCGAGCUGGAGGAGCACAUCGAGUCCCUCAUCGUCAAGGUCAACAACCUGGAGAAGAUGAAGACGCGCCUGGCCAGCGAGGUGGAGGUGCUCAUCAUCGAUCUGGAGAAGUCCAACAACAGCUGCCGCGAGCUGACCAAGUCGGUCAACACCCUUGAGAAGCACAACGUCGAGCUGAAGAGCCGCCUGGACGAGACCAUCAUCCUGUACGAGACCAGCCAGCGCGACCUGAAGAACAAGCACGCCGACCUCGUCCGCACCGUGCACGAACUGGACAAGGUCAAGGACUCCAACAACCAGCUGACCCGCGAGAACAAGAAACUGGGAGAUGAUCUUCAUGAAGCCAAGGGCGCCAUCAACGAACUGAACCGUCGCCUGCACGAAUUGGAGCUGGAGCUGCGUCGUCUGGAGAACGAGCGCGAUGAGCUGACCGCUGCCUACAAGGAAGCCGAGGCUGGCCGCAAGGCUGAGGAGCAGCGUGGACAGCGCCUGGCCGCCGACUUCAACCAGUACCGCCACGACGCCGAGCGUCGUCUGGCCGAGAAGGAUGAGGAGAUCGAGGCCAUUCGCAAGCAGACCUCGAUCGAGAUCGAGCAGCUCAAUGCCCGCGUCAUCGAGGCGGAGACCCGGCUGAAGACCGAGGUGACCCGCAUCAAGAAGAAGCUGCAGAUCCAGAUCACCGAGCUGGAGAUGUCCCUGGACGUGGCCAACAAGACCAACAUCGAUCUGCAGAAGGUGAUCAAGAAGCAGUCGCUGCAGCUGACCGAACUGCAGGCCCACUACGAGGAUGUCCAGCGCCAGCUGCAGGCCACCUUGGACCAGUACGCCGUUGCCCAGCGCCGUCUGGCCGGUCUCAAUGGCGAGCUGGAGGAGGUGCGCUCCCACCUGGACAGCGCCAACCGUGCCAAGCGCACCGUGGAGCUGCAGUACGAGGAGGCUGCCUCCCGCAUCAACGAGCUGACCACCGCCAAUGUCAGCCUCGUCUCCAUCAAGUCCAAGCUGGAGCAGGAGCUCACCGUGAUCGCCUCCGACUACGAGGAGGUGUCCAAGGAGCUGCGCAUCAGCGACGAGCGCUACCAGAAGGUCACGGUGGAGCUCAAGCACGUCGUCGAGCAGGUGCAUGAGGAGCAGGAGCGCAUCGUUAAGCUGGAGACCAUCAAGAAGUCCUUGGAAGUCGAAGUCAAGAACUUGUCCAUCCGCUUGGAGGAGGUCGAGCUGAACGCCGUCGCCGGCAGCAAGCGCAUCAUCAGCAAGCUGGAAGCCCGCAUCCGCGAUCUGGAGCUGGAGCUGGAGGAGGAGAAGCGCCGCCACGCCGAGACCAUCAAGAUUCUGCGCAAGAAGGAGCGCACCGUCAAGGAGGUGCUGGUGCAGUGCGAGGAGGACCAGAAGAACCUCAUCCUGCUGCAGGACGCGCUGGACAAGUCCACUGCCAAGAUCAACAUCUACCGCCGCCAGCUGUCCGAGCAGGAGGGUGUUUCCCAGCAGACCACCACCCGGGUGCGUCGCUUCCAGCGCGAGCUGGAGGCUGCCGAGGAUCGCGCCGACACCGCCGAGUCCAGCCUGAACAUCAUCCGCGCCAAGCACCGCACGUUCGUGACCACCUCGACGGUGCCCGGAUCCCAGGUGUACAUCCAGGAGACCACAAGGACGAUCACCGAAUAGAGCCCCAUGCUCCGCACCGAGAUCAUUUCAUUAUCAAACGCCAACCGAACCGAACCGAACACAACACAACCCAUCCGAAACCCAGGAAGAAGACCAUCUGGCGGAGGGCAGAGUUCAGAGUUCAGAGUGCACGACGAGAACGAGAUUUGCGUGAGAAAGUUUUUAUAAUUUAAAUUUUUUGUCAACCCCCCAACGCCGCGGCAGCGACCAAGAACCCAGUGGACUUCGGCGGGGGCUCGUAUAGGCUACACACUAUAAAUACAUAACACUACACAUCCUAUCUAUAUAAUAAUAAUACUAUUUUGAAGUUCAUGUAAUUUAAUUAAAAUAAUGAACCUGAAAACCUAAAAACAAAAUAAAAACAAACCAACGAAAACUUGGCAGAGUUUUGCUAGCGAUAGAGAUAAAUACAUAUACCACAUACGAUAUAUGAUACUUGUACGUAGAGAGAUGAGAAAUGAGAAAUGAGAGAUCCACAGAGUUGGCUGAACAAUAACGUUUGAUGGAAAUGGAGCCCAUUUGAACGAAAAGCACUAAAACUUAAUAACUUGAACUGGAAAUGGAAAUGAUAAUCGUCACCAAAAUCCCACUAAGCACGCCACCAUCGCAGCAUCGAGUUAACCGAGUUACAACAACCGCUUCUACUAUUUGUUUUUAGUUCACUUUAUGUUUAGUAGGUAAAUAUCUGUGUGCUCGUAACGAAUUUGAAUUUUACAUUAAAUCAGCAUCAACAAAACUGAGCAA
Drosophila teissieri is the source of this 3620-nucleotide messenger RNA. It is a transcript of the gene Prm, whose product is annotated as paramyosin, long form. Gene Ontology annotation, molecular function: protein serine/threonine kinase activity. The record is from RefSeq and is a predicted model, not a curated record. Gene Ontology annotation, cellular component: myosin complex; cytoskeleton; cytoplasm. Bases 237 to 2876 code for a protein of 879 amino acids. Gene Ontology annotation, biological process: actomyosin structure organization; peptidyl-threonine phosphorylation. Lineage: Eukaryota; Metazoa; Arthropoda; Insecta; Diptera; Drosophilidae. The transcript is spliced from 9 exons.